AUGAAGUUCCUCACUCUUGCGCUAAGCGCAACGGCAGCUGCCAUGGUCAUAGUCAACCCUGAGCAACAACCUCUAGCGCCGUCAAUUGUUCAAAACCCUCAGUCCAAGUCUCUAAUCGAACUGGCCCCAUACCGGACCCGAUGGGUAACCGAAGAAGAAAAAUGGUCGCUCAAACUGGACGGAGUCAACUUCAUCGAUGUCACUGAGGAAUACCAGUCAGGCUCCUACGGAACCCUCCACACCACACGGGUCGUCCACUACCCAGGGGUCAUGGAGCACUCACACGAGAUUCUGCCUUUGACUGAAACCCUCGACAAGAGUAACAUGAGAAGCAACCUGGAACACUUCACAUCCUUCCACACGCGCUACUACAAGUCGCAAACGGGAAUUGAGUCGGCGACCUGGUUAUUCGACCGAGUGACUGCCGCCGUGCUCGAGUCUGGUGCCAGCGACCACGGCGCAACCGUCGAGCGCUUCGCCCAUCCCUGGGGUCAGUUCAGUAUUAUCGCCCGCAUUCCCGGCCAGACGGAUAACACCAUCGUCCUCGGUUCCCAUCAGGAUAGCAUCAACCUGUUCCUGCCUUCGAUCCUGGCUGCUCCAGGCGCGGACGAUGACGGAAGUGGAACAGUUACUAUCCUCGAAGCUCUUCGCGCCCUGCUGCGGUCGGAGACUAUCGCCCACGGAAAGGCCCGCAACACCAUCGAGUUCCACUGGUACUCCGCCGAGGAAGGUGGUCUGCUCGGGUCGCAGGCUGUAUAUGCUAAUUAUAAGAAGAACCAGCGGAACGUCAAGGCUAUGCUCCAGCAGGACAUGACUGGGUAUGUUCAGGGUACUUUGGACGCUGGCGAGAAGGAAUCUGUGGGUGUUAUCAUCGACUACGUCGAUCAGGGCCUUACUGCGUUCAUUAAGGAGGUUAUAACUACCUACUGCGAUGUGCCUUAUGUCGAGACAAAGUGUGGCUAUGCAUGCUCUGAUCAUGCUUCUGCUAGUCGGUACGGAUACCCCUCGGCAUUUGUGAUCGAGUCUCAGUUCGAGAACUCUGAUAAGAGGAUUCACACUACCGAUGACAAGAUUGAGUAUUUGAGCUUCGAUCAUAUGCUGCAGCAUGCGAAGAUGAGCUUGGCUUUUGCUUACGAGCUGGCUUUUGCUCCCUUCUGA
Molecule: messenger RNA, 1158 nt
Organism: Penicillium egyptiacum
Lineage: Eukaryota; Fungi; Ascomycota; Eurotiomycetes; Eurotiales; Aspergillaceae
Source: the annotation of a GenBank genome assembly